Molecule: messenger RNA, 1823 nt
Organism: Helianthus annuus (common sunflower)
Lineage: Eukaryota; Viridiplantae; Streptophyta; Magnoliopsida; Asterales; Asteraceae
Product: triacylglycerol lipase OBL1
Exons: 5
Coding region: 40-1470 (476 amino acids)
Biological process (GO): lipid metabolic process
Molecular function (GO): triacylglycerol lipase activity
Source: RefSeq, a predicted model, not a curated record
CACCUUCCUUCUAUUGUAAACCCAAAACAUACAGUCACCAUGGCUACUGAACUCAGCAGCACAAAAAUAUGUGACAAAUCAUUUUGCGAAGAUUAUCUGCUACUAAGUCCAAAAGAUGUCACUUUAUGGAAUCUGAUAAUGCUUUUGUUGUCCAAAAAUAUUGGACACAGGAGUUUCAUCGAUUGUCCUGCCGGGACAACUGAAGAAAGCUUUUCACGGCGGUUUGUCAUCGUCAUAUCCAUUGUUGCCCAAAUGGUUCUUACUUUACUUUACAAACCAUUGAGUUGGGUUGGCUCAGCUAUUGAAUUUUUGCCCAACUUUAUGGAUGCCAAUGGAGGCUUUUUGGACAUUCUUUUGAAUCUAUUAUCAGGAAAAUUGGUGCUGCCUAAUAAAGAGUCACCUGAGUUCUUAACUGUGGUUGGGCUCUUGGACAUACGAAGGGAUCUAGACAAGACGAUUAAGCAUGAAGAUCCUAGGUACACAAGUGCGCUAGCCGUUAUGGCUGCUAAAUCUGCCUAUGAAAAUGCGGCGUAUAUCAAAGACACUGUCGAGAAAUAUUGGAAGAUGGAGUUUUUGGGAUUCUUCGAUUGUUGGAAUGAUUAUGAAGAGGAUUACACGACACAGGGGUUCAUGUGGAGCGAUAAGACUGGGGAUUCUGAGCUUAUUGGUGUUUCCUUUAGAGGGACAUCACCUUUCAAUGCUAAAGAUUGGUCUUCUGAUGUUGAUCUAUCGUGGUACGAGCUCCCUGGUAUAGGUAAGGUACAUGCCGGUUUCUUGAAAGCUCUAGGAUUACAAAAGAAACAAGGGUGGCCAAAAGAUAUACAACAAGACAAACAAAAACCCUAUGCUUACUACGUGAUCAGACAAAAGCUCAAAGAACGUCUUGAGAAUAAUCCAGAUGCUAAAUUUUUGGUGACCGGGCAUAGUUUAGGAGCGGCAUUAUCGAUAGUCUUUCCAGCCAUUUUGGCACACCAUAACGAGACUGAAUUGCUAUCGAAGCUCGAAGGGGUGUACACAUUUGGACAACCUAGAGUUGGAGAUCAUAAAUUUGGUGAAUUCAUGAAAGAUGUGUUGGUAACUCAUGGUUUGAGGUACCGGAGGUUUGUUUAUUGCAACGAUUUGGUGCCGAGAGUGCCCUUUGAUGAUUCGGAUGUCUACUUUAAGCAUUUUGGUGACUGUCAUUAUUACAAUAGCUUCUACGAGGGUCAGGUGCUCCCCGAAGAACCAAAUAAGAACUACUUCUCCAUGUUUGCUUUGAUUCCCAUGUUUAUAAAUGCAGUUUGGGAGUUGUUGAGGAGCUUUAUCAUGUAUUAUCAUAAUGGACCAGAAUACUAUGAAACCUAUACUUGCAGAGGUUGUAGAUUGAUCGGACUUUUGAUCGCAGGAUUGCCAGCUCACGGUCCAACAGAUUACGUUAAUCUUACUAGGCUUGGUUCACCUGAACUCUUCAUGGCCUCAUUCGUCAAUUAAUCAACUUACGGGGUCAAAUAAGGGGAACUUAUUAAGCGUAACAUAUUUGCCCUAAAAAGUUACCAAGAAUAUCUUAUCAUGUGUUUUGUUUCAAUUAAAUUUACGUGCUCAGAAUCAUUGUUGUAUGUUAUUUCAUAAAAAUAAAUUAUUAUCUAUGAAUAAAUCAUGAUGUGGACCAGCCGUAGCAAUCAUCGUGGGAGUGUCAGCCAUGCAGUCACAAGUUGGCUUAAUGCCAUGCAAGCAACAGUCGUACAAGUUGGAAUUUCUUGCAAGUAGUUAUUUAGUAACAGGUCACUAGUUGAGUCUUGUAAGGCGUGUAGCCAUUUGUUUUCAUCUUCGAGUCAUGAAUGAAU